AUGAUCACUCGUCUCUCGGGCCUCCGGCGCCCGCUCGCUCGCCCGCUGCGCGUGCCGCUCGUCUUCGCCCCGCGCCUGGUCGCCACCGCCGCAGCGCCGCCGCCGUCGCCGCCGCCGCCCGCCGCCAACGAGCGGGCCGAGGCGGACGCCGAGCAGGCCUUUGAGCAGGCGCUGGCGCAGAUGGACGCGGGGCGGGUGGGUGACGCGAUCGACGGGUUCGCCAGCGCGGCGCGCGCCGGAUCCGCCGGCGCCAACUUCUUCCUCGGCCUCGCGUACGACGGGCUGCUCGGUGAGAAUGCGCUCGGCGAGCCGCAUGUCGAGGUCGACCCGUCGGCGGCAGCGCGGUGCUACCAGCGCGCGGCCGAGGCGGGGCACGCCGAGGCGAUGCUCAACCUGUCGCUCUGCUUCCGCAACGGCGAGGGCGUCGACCGCUCCGCGCGCGCCGCCUUCCAGUGGACCGAGCGAGGCGCGGCGGCCGGGUGCGAGCGGUCGAUGUUCAACGCCGGCGUCGCACUCGACCCGCUGCACCCUCCGUGGGGCUCGCCCGGCGCGGCGGAGGCCGAGCUGCAGCCCAUUUCCAAAGACGGCAAACGCGCCGCCGGCUACUACCGCGACGCCGUCGACGCCGGCCACGCCAAGGCGAUGGUCAACCUCGGCAUUCUCCUGUACACGGGCACGGGCGUCGAGAAGGACGCGGCGGCGGCGGCCGAGCUGUGGCGCGCCGCGCUGGAGGAGGGAGUGCAGCAGGCCGACUUUUGCCUCAAGAACAUGGAGGAGCGGCCCGGCGAGCUCACCAACAUGUUUGAGAAUCAUCAGCAGAGCUAG
Messenger RNA from Emiliania huxleyi CCMP1516, 825 nucleotides. RefSeq lists its product as hypothetical. Bases 1 to 825 code for a protein of 274 amino acids. The record is from RefSeq and is a predicted model, not a curated record. NCBI's taxonomy places the organism in Eukaryota, Haptophyta, Isochrysidales, Noelaerhabdaceae. Gene Ontology annotation, molecular function: protein binding. The transcript has a single exon.